AUGCGCGGCCUCGAUGAAAAUACUGACGUCCUUGUCCGUACCGGUCAAAAGGCCCAAGAGCAAGUCCGAAAUGCGUGGGAUGGGUUUGUAAACUUUGCGGCAAGGGACAACGUCUUGGAGGUUGCUUUGGGUUUGAUUAUAGCGAAUGCUUUCACGAAAGUAGUCACAUCUUUUGUGUCUGACAUGGUCUUACCGAUCGUUUCACUCCUCCCGUUUCUGAAUAGAAACAUGGACCAGAAAUUUGCGGUACUUUCAAAGGGACCGAACUUCAGUAGUGAGGGAUACAACACACUGCAUCAAGCGCGAGAGGAUGGAGCGUUGGUUUUGGCGUAUGGGGCGUUCAUCGAGACACUUGUGAAUUUCUUUGGCGUGAGCCUCACUCUUUACGCAGCUGGACAUCUGUACAUGUUUUUCUUCCACACCAAGAUUAUUAAACCAACGGUCCGAUGUCCAUAUUGCAAGCAGUUUAUCAGCGAGAUGGCCUUGCGCUGCCGCCAUUGUUCGACAUGGCAGGAUGGAAGGGAGGACGAACCCAAGAGUAACCGAAGCCCCCAUGAAGGAUUGCCCGAUGAUGGGCCAAGCUUGGUCGAGGCAAGUUCUUAG
Penicillium salamii is the source of this 603-nucleotide messenger RNA. Lineage: Eukaryota; Fungi; Ascomycota; Eurotiomycetes; Eurotiales; Aspergillaceae. The record is from the annotation of a GenBank genome assembly.